UUCCAGCGCAAGAAAUGUACCCAAGACUGCCUCAUGGCCCCAUAUUUCCCUGCAACCAGGUUUCAACAAUUUCUGAAUGCACACAAACUGUUUGGUGUUGGCAAAAUCACCAAAACCCUCAACAGCGUCUCUCCUCAGCAGAGAAGCUCUGCCAUGUACAGCGUCAAAGCCGAAGCCGAGUACCGUGCCAGGGACCCUGUUGGUGGCUGCUACAAUGAAAUAAAGUCGUUGCUGUGGAAGAUCAGAACAACCGAGGAUGAACUCCAACAUGUGCAUUCUCAGCUUUGCAUGUUUCGUGCCGGAGGAGAGAAUGCUAUGGCUCAUCCUUUGGAAGGCUAUGAAUACAAUGUCGUUCAAGAUGUUGAAUAUGAUUCGCAGCUUCAUCAUCAACUACAGCAGAACAUUGUUCAAGAACAGAGCGGUGUUGUGGAAAAUCAUCAAGAACAGAGCAAUGUGUUUGAUUUAAGGGAUGAAGUUGUGCUAGAACAAGAUGUCAAUCCAAUUCAGGUUGAGGGUCCAGUAAUUCACAACAGUACUUCUCAGUUACAAAGUGGUAAAAGAUGAUUGUUGAUUUUGCUGUACUAGUUCAGUAUCUCAGUUAAAUCUCAUGGAGCUCUGUUUUCUGUACAUCAGAUAGAGUAGAAGGUAAAAGGAAAAUGAAAUGUAGACGUUCCAAACACCCUUUUCCUUGACAGAUAGUUUGAUCUGUAUAGAACUAUAUCAGGAAGACACAAUAUCUCUCUCU
This is a messenger RNA of Prunus mume (Japanese apricot), 745 nucleotides long. RefSeq names its product LOB domain-containing protein 22-like. NCBI's taxonomy places the organism in Eukaryota, Viridiplantae, Streptophyta, Magnoliopsida, Rosales, Rosaceae. The record is from RefSeq and is a predicted model, not a curated record.